AUGGCCGAAUCACCCAGCACGCCUCUAUUAGACAGGCCGGAACACCAGAGACAUUGUUGGCGCAGUGGGGAUCUCGUCGCUCGCGGAUUCAGACGUCUCCAGGAUAAAUAUCACCCCAAGACGGCUGAGGUGCCGGACGAAACAUACCUUGAACGCACCCUCGCUGCGCUCUCUAUUGACACCGCUGGCCUGCAGGGAUGCCUCGCGAAUCAGCUGCCGUCCAUCGUUCUGCCUUUCCUGCAAGGCCUCCUUGCCUCUCUCUCGCAAGCACUAGAUCUCCCCGGCUUGCUCGAGGACCCAGAACCAAAGCUGCGGACUGUCUUGCAGAUCCAAGCGGGCCUCGAACACUGUCUGGAUCAAACCAUCCGGCAAGUUUCGUGCAUAUGUCCGGAAUCGGCAUACCUCCUGCUUCGGGCCGAUGACCAUGAUCUCAAAGGGCUGAAGUCGUUCAGACUCCAGCGGCUGAAGAUCUACUUCCCCAGACAGCUCUCCCUGCGCUUCUGUCACAUCUUCCAGACGGCCCAGGAGCUCGUCCAGCAGAUGGAGCUCUCGUCGGCGCCGCCUAACCUCGGCUGGCCGAUCGGCUAUCUGCGCGAAUGUCUGGACUUCUUCGUCGGCCAAGCCUCGGAAACGGUCCAGGGGAUGGCCGACUGUUUGCAGGCCUCCGAGCUCGUCAUCGUCCAAGAUGUGUGGGCCGCUUGGAGACCGGACAUCGAGCGCUCCCUGCAGACGGUCGCCGAGAAGCUCAGGCCGUCCGCCGCCACAUCCGCGCGCACCGCCCCGCCGCGGCUUCCCGACCCCCUCCUCGCCGACCCAGCCCUCCAGCUGGCAACAUCCACCGUCCCGAUCGUCAAGCUGUCCAAGCUCUUCUUCGCCAAGUUGUCCAAGCGCGGCUUGGCCCGGGAGCCGCUGCCCCAUUUCGCCCAGAUCUGCUCCCAACAAAUCGCCUCUCUGGCCGACUCCGCCGAACACGUGGCCCGCGAUCUCAGGCGGCUCGUGGACCAUCUCGACGUCGCCAACUGGCAUGCCGCGGAUGCAACUAUCCUCAGAUUCACUGAACUCGCUCGCUCGCUCAAAGCUUGUUUUGAGCCCCCUUUGUUGCUUGUGCUUCUGUACUUUAUUCCAUUGAUCCCAGACACGGAUGGGCUCGAUGUUCGAGCUUCUUAUAAUAGCUGGUUCGUCACUUGGAACAACCAGAUGGGUCUAGCAAUCCACAACUUGAUACUUGUUGCCCACGCAUGCGAACUUGAGCGCAUGCCUUGA
Puccinia triticina is the source of this 1263-nucleotide messenger RNA. RefSeq lists its product as uncharacterized. NCBI's taxonomy places the organism in Eukaryota, Fungi, Basidiomycota, Pucciniomycetes, Pucciniales, Pucciniaceae. The transcript is spliced from 2 exons. The record is from RefSeq and is a predicted model, not a curated record. Bases 1 to 1263 code for a protein of 420 amino acids.